CCGCGUGACACUAAAGCCGUCUCGUUCUUUCCCACUUGACGGUCAAUGCGUACGCAUGCGCUUGCAUUUAAAAGUUGAACUUUUUCUUGGAAUUAUCUUAAAUCAACAAAUACGAUGUCGAAGCAGUUGAAACUGAUUGAAGUUGAGAAGAUAAAGAGUCAAAAUGAAUUGGCCGAACUAUUGCCAUCAUUGGGUCUUGCCAAGGUGCCUCCAUUGUCCCAGGCUCCGGGUGGCAAUGAGGCUUUUCUGGACCCGCUGGUCUCCGAUCUCUUUUCCAACGGCGAGGUGUCAGUGUUCCUGGUGCCAACUGCCCGAAAAAAUCCGGAAAGCGAUGUUCCGCAGCGGGAGCAAAGCGUUCUCAAAGAACAGAAUGCGAGCAGCGAUCAAAACGUGAUUAACCGUGGGCUGCCGGAAAAUAUGCCGGUUACCAGGGCGGCACAUAAGAGGUAUCUGGAAGAGCAAAAGCAGCUUAAGGAUUCGGUCGAAUGGCUGCCCAGCUUAUCAAUUCUUCCAGUGGAAACCAGCACAACUGCUGCACUUGACUUGACUGUCAAAAUGGAAGACAAUUUGAGCAAUAUCCCCGAAUCUGAAUCGAGUUUCGAGUCCAGUAUUGAUUUGACGGAACCCUUGCUUUCCCAAUCGCCGCCGCGGGUUGAUCCUGUGGUGGAAACCUUAUCACAGGUGGAAUUUCCUUCGUUUCAACUGGAGCCGCUCCCGGAGAAGGAUGAUCAUUUCCCGCAGAUCUCGGAAAGCGUUUCCCCCCUCCCUGCGUAUUUUGCUCAAAGCAACUUAAGCCCGAUGGACUUUUUGUCGGGAAAUAUGGAUGAUAUCUUUGGGUUCCUUGAAGAUUCCAGUUCGGAACCCAUCUUGACAUUACGUGGUGAUCCAACAUGGGGACCUGGAAUCGUGGUCCCCCCACUCUUGAAUGCUUUAAAUGAGAGCUCCAAUGCACACAUGCAGGACCACUCGUACAGCCAAUUGGAUACGCCGGAAAACUGGGACUUCAACAUGAAUAAUGUUCAUCGAACCCUGAAACUAAGUAACCCACUUCCCAAUUUAAUUGGAUCGGAUAACUUUGAUCUUGUGGAUUAUUUGGAUUCCAAUCUGCUGGAGGAUUCGGAACAGAUGCCCCUUUCUCCUCCAACUUCUCCCUUUUCAUUUCCGGCCAUUGAUGGAUUGCAGCCACUCACGAUAAGAAAAGAAACAGGUCCUGGAGCCGAAGAUGAAUUCGUGGAUGUGGAGUCCAUCGAGGAGGAGUCCAAUAUUGCAAUCUCACAUUACGAGGAUAACAUCGACGACUUGAGUGACAUUGAAUGCGAGGACUAUCCAUGGCUAAACGAUAUGUUAACUCCUAACCCAACAUGAACUUCCAAACGAUCUCAAUUUUCCCUUGAGUACUAUAUUAAAAGUGCCUUGAAAGUUUGGGAA
Drosophila ficusphila is the source of this 1428-nucleotide messenger RNA. RefSeq lists its product as uncharacterized. The record is from RefSeq and is a predicted model, not a curated record. Lineage: Eukaryota; Metazoa; Arthropoda; Insecta; Diptera; Drosophilidae. Bases 115 to 1365 code for a protein of 416 amino acids. The transcript is spliced from 2 exons.